Messenger RNA from Vespa crabro (European hornet), 1003 nucleotides. RefSeq lists its product as uncharacterized. The coding region runs from base 16 to 843 and encodes 275 amino acids. The record is from RefSeq and is a predicted model, not a curated record. NCBI's taxonomy places the organism in Eukaryota, Metazoa, Arthropoda, Insecta, Hymenoptera, Vespidae. The transcript has 2 exons.
CUUAAUCAGAAUAGUAUGUAUAUAAACAUCUGCUUUGCGAGAGUUACGGUAUAUUUGAGUUUUCCAUCGUGCGAUAUAAACUAUUGCGUAUUGCUUCGAACAAAAAUUUUAUCAAUCAUGAAGUACGUUUUGACGUUCUUCACGGCUUUAAUUGUCGUUGGAGUUUCUGCCGUACCAUUUAAUGGCAAUCGUACAAAUUUAUUGAAUGGCAAUAGAUCGAACAUAUUUAAUGAAAACUCUUACGAUAUGUUUAAUGGCAAUUAUACGCCAUCUUUGGAUAAAGAACUCUCAGAUUUCACAAAACUCAUACCUCUCGACAAACUAGGUGCAAUUUUGGAAAGAUACAAGAAUGAUCCUCAAAUAAUAAAUGGAUAUACUUAUCUAUAUCAUAAUCAUUUCCAUAGUUUGGUAUAUGCUGUAGAGGCAUUACCAGAAUAUCAUAGAUAUGUUCUCUAUCUUCAAGAAUCGGGAUUUGACAUAAAAAGACGAAUUAAAAUAUUUCAUUUAAUGUAUGGAAUGGAAGAUUAUGUACCGCCCAAACCAUUGUAUGAACUAUUUAAGAAGGAAGACAAUUUUGAAGGUGGAUUUAAAGGUCUUUUCAAAGAAAUUAUUGCAAUCCUUCCUGUAGAGGAAUUGAAGGAACUUCACAGAAGGAAACUAAAGGAAUCGGAGACCUUCAGCAAAUUCGUUUCUUAUGUAUCUGACAAAAAAUUCUCUGAUAUCCGCAAGGACCUUAAGGAGAAAAAACCAAUGCAAGAAAUUAUAAAAUAUUUGGGACUAGUUGGUAUUGAUUGUCUUGCGUAUGAAGAUCUUCUGAAACAUAUCUUUGGCUUCGAAUCAUAAAUUAUGCAAUAGAUUUUUCAUUCAAUAGUUUUAUUCAUUUAGAAUAAAACUGUUCCGUUAUAUAUAUAUACAUUAAAUAUCCAUUUCUUGUAAUACAAGUAAAAGUAUAUUUUUGGUCACUUUUAAUUAAGAAUUAAUAAAAAUACAGAGCAUUUAAAAA